Messenger RNA from Papaver somniferum (opium poppy), 1792 nucleotides. RefSeq names its product glycogen synthase-like. The transcript has a single exon. Gene Ontology annotation, molecular function: glycosyltransferase activity. Lineage: Eukaryota; Viridiplantae; Streptophyta; Magnoliopsida; Ranunculales; Papaveraceae. Bases 77 to 1546 code for a protein of 489 amino acids. The record is from RefSeq and is a predicted model, not a curated record.
UCAGUCCCUCAAUUUUAACAUACAAUCAAAUAAGUAUCAAAAUCUUGGCUCAUGUACUAGACUCCCUUUCUCUAGCAUGGCUUUUAAGCAUCAAAACUCAAAAUCCUCUUCUUCUUCAUUUUCAAGUUUUCGGUCUACAACCUUGCUCACUUUAGCUCUUAUACUUACUUCUUUCCUUCUUUUCAUAACCCCCCCUGCUCGAAGAAAUCUAAGCGAUCCAUAUUUCAGAAUAACUGAAGAUGUUCUAGUAGAAGUAGAUGUUCAUAGUGAUCUUCGCGAAAUUCAGACUCCAUGGAACAAUUUAUGUUUCGGACCGGCUAUGGAGAAGCUUAAACUUGGAGUUUUCUCUAAAACAUGGCCAGUGGGUACUGACCCAGGUGGAAUGGAACGACAUGCUAAGCAAUUAUACACAGAUCUGGCAGCUAGAGGACACGAAAUUCACGUUUUCACGGUACCCUCCGAUAGACGACCACAUCCCGAUAUCCACCAAGGCAAUCUUCAUGUUCAUUUUGCUGCCAAUGACCAUGGUUCUGUAAACUGUUCGCUAGCAUUUCAGAUCUUCAAUAGUGAAAAUGAUGCAUUGCCGUUUGAUUAUGUUCAUAGCGAGAGUGUUUCUUUACCACAUUGGCGUGCAAAAAUGGUUCCUAAAGCUAAAGUUGCUGUUACUUGGCAUGGUAUUUGGUAUGAAAUCAUGCACUCAAAACUAUUCCAAGGAUUGGUUUUGGACUCUCAAGGGUCUACAUUUGGUACCGAACUUCGUGAUGUCAUGCCAAAAUUAGUAGAGGAGAUUAGGUUUUUUCCAAGUUACACUCAGCAUAUAUGCAUUAGCAAAAGCGCAGCCGAGGUUUUAACGAAUAUCUACCAGCUUCCUCGUAGAAAUGUUCAUGUCAUCUUAAAUGGAGUUGAUAAUACAGUAUUCACACAGGAACCAGAAGCAGGGGAACGAUUCAGGAACAAACACGGUAUCCCACUGAAUGCAAGUUUGGUGAUGGGAGUUGCUGGACGUUUGGUCAGAGACAAAGGACAUCCACUUCUAUUCGAUGCCUUCUCAAAGAUAGCCAAACGACAUCCCGGCGUAUUUUUAUUAGUAGCCGGUACUGGGACCUGGCAAAAACGGUACAUGGAGUUAGGAUCAAGUGUUAAGGUUCUGGGUGCACUGGAUGCCUCAGAGUUGGCCGAGUUUUAUAACGCAAUCGACAUUUUUGUUAAUCCUACAUUAAGGCCACAGGGGCUUGAUUUAACCCUUAUGGAAGCUAUGCACUGUGGGACGCCACUUUUGACACCGAAUUACCCCAGUAUCACUGGUACUGUUAUCAUUAACGAUGGAUUUGGGUAUACAUUUUCUCCUAAUGUGGGAUCGUUUGUUGAAGCCUUGGAGAGAGCGAUAAUAGAUGGGCCAUCUGAGAUGCACAGGAAGGGCAUGGCUUGUAAAGCUUAUGCAUCGUCAAUGUUCACAGCGUCGAAGAUGGCAUCCGCUUAUGAAAGGUUCUUCUUGUGCAUGAAGAACUCAAGGUAUUGCCGGUAUCCUCUUCCUACAGAUUGUUAGAAUUUAGGACAAAAGUUUUCUUGUUUCAACUCUUGGUUCUUUCAUUUUUUUUUAACGAUUUUUGGUACUGUUUUCCUUUAUUUUUUGUAUUAUUUAUUAAUAAUUAUUAUCAGAGUAUACGAAAACGAAUUGAAUAUUCCACGGUACAUAGUACGUUGAAAAAUUCAAACCCAUGUUCAAGAAAUUAAUGCAACAAAAUGGUUUGGAAAUUGUGCUCACUCUAUGUAUAAAUUGUAAUUAAGUUCA